AUGAAGAUCGCCAUUGCUGGUGCUGGCGAUGUUGCCAAAUAUCUGACGGAAGAACUCCUUCUUGUCGGACAUGAGGUUGUCGUGAUUUCAAGGCGGAAACCCGAGUGGUUUAAGCGAGACGACGUGGAUUUCAGAAUUGUUGAAUACGCAGUUACGGCGCUAACCAAGGCUAUUGAUGACUGCGAUGGACUUGUAUCAACCAUACUCGACUACAGUAUGCGGUUCGCCGAUGCCCACGUUGAAUUAGUGGAAGCCUGCAAGAAAUCACGGAAGUGCAAGCGGUUCAUCCCCUCCGAAUAUGCCGGAAACACCGACGAGUUUCCCGAUGAGCCUUGGUUUUACUUUGCCAACCACAAGCCGCACCGCAAGCUUCUCCGGGAACAGACGGAGAUUAAGUGGACGCUGUUCAACAUGGGCUGGUUGACCGACUACAUGAUUCCGAAACGGCUGCGGUAUAUCAAAGACAUUGGGGAGAAGCACCCCAUCAACUUAGACGACAAGACGGUCAUAAUCCCAGGCACGGGAGAGGAGCUUGUUGCGUUUACCUCUAUUCGAGAUUCUUGCCGAGCCAUUGUCCGUUUGUUCGACUUUGAUCAGUGGGAUCCGAUCAUCUACGUCUGCGGAGAGACAACAACAUGGAACAAGAUUGCUGCCACGAUGGCAGAGCGUGUCCCCGGUAUUACGGUUUCUCACCGCUCGCAAGAAGAACUCCAGAAAAAAAUCGACGCCGCCGAAUCGGAGGACAAGGUCAUCGCGGCACAAUACGACAUGUGGUCCAUUUCUGGUGCAGGUCUCUUGCCAGAAGGAAAGUUGACUUCUCAGAAGAAGAAGUACUUCGACGGAUUGCAGUUCAGAACUAUUGGGGAGUUUCUAAGCGAUGCAGACAAGUCUGAUGGGAAAAUUGCCGUGUAA
This is a messenger RNA of Grosmannia clavigera kw1407, 912 nucleotides long. RefSeq names its product f420-dependent NADP reductase. The transcript has a single exon. The coding region runs from base 1 to 912 and encodes 303 amino acids. Lineage: Eukaryota; Fungi; Ascomycota; Sordariomycetes; Ophiostomatales; Ophiostomataceae. The record is from RefSeq and is a predicted model, not a curated record.